AUGAAAGAUCUCAAAGGCAUUGCCGUUUUCUAUUUGUGCGUAGCUUUAACCCUUAGUAUCUUCCCCGAGUCCUCUGCCAAAUGGGCCGGUCUUGAUCCCACAAACUGGCAUGUUCACGUCGUUAACGGUUUGGGUGGAGGAAAACAACUGGUUGUCCACUGCAACUCCGACGUCGACGAUCUCGGCAUCCAUAAUCUUGGUCCUGGUGGGGACUUCAACUGGAGUUUCCAUGUCAACAUUCCUGGGACAACAAAAUUCACUUGUGACUGGCGUGCAGGCAAUCAGCACGCUGUAACUGACGUGUUCUGGAAGGAGAGCGAACAUAUGUGGCUUCGGGACAAAUGCGACUGGAAAGAAUGUUUCUGGACUGCGAAAGAUGACGGGAUUUACCUCAAAGACCUUAAGACGAAUCGUGACGAGCUUGUUCAUCCAUGGCAAUGA
Molecule: messenger RNA, 441 nt
Organism: Argentina anserina (silverweed cinquefoil)
Lineage: Eukaryota; Viridiplantae; Streptophyta; Magnoliopsida; Rosales; Rosaceae
Product: S-protein homolog 1-like
Exons: 1
Coding region: 1-441 (146 amino acids)
Source: RefSeq, a predicted model, not a curated record